AAAAUUUUAAACAAAACGAUAUGAAAAGUAUGCUGUUGCUGAUUUGCAUAAUAGCUACUUUGGGCUUACAAGUUCCGGCGGCAAAAUUAAACCAUCCUUUGGAGCCCAAAAAAAGUGUUAAUGCCAAACAAUUGGUAACCACACCGGUGUGUGAGGGUAAAAAUGGUGUUAUGGUUGCCAUGCCUGGUUCCUGUUCCGGUUUCUUUUUCUGUGUGGAUGGCAAUGCAAUAGCCAGCUCUUGUGGAGUAUUCUAUCACUUCAAUGCCCAGCUAGCCAUGUGUGAUCAUCCUGCCAAGGCCUUGUGCAAUGAGCCCGGUUCUGAGCAAACUGAUGUUAACGAAGUGGUCAAUGACACAAUAGCCAAUGAAACCGUGGCCCAUGAUAUUUGUCUUCAAGCUCCCAAUGGCUAUAAAUUUGCCAAGGCUUUAUCCUGUACGCUGUUCUAUGAAUGCCAGGAUAAGCAACCCAUUCGUCGUGUUUGUCCUCCUCAGAAACAUUUCAAUGGCACCGCGAAACAAUGUCAAGAUGUUGACAAGGCUCAAUGCAUGUUCUCCCCUAUUCCCUUGGAAGUGAUAACAAGUAAACCAAUACCCAUACGUCGACCUGUCAAAGGCCAAGAAACUGCUUUAAGGAAUGUGCGAGAGCCUGUGAAAGCGCCUUUUAAAUUGGCCUCAUUAUGUUCGGCCUUUACAUCGAAUAGAACGGUGGCCCAUCCCUGGGAUUGCAAUAAGUUCAUCUAUUGCAUACGCAAACAGGCCCUGAUUAUGGAUUGUCCCAAGGGUUUACAUUUUAGCACAAAGAGGAUGCGUUGCGAAUGGCCAGCUGUAUCCGAAUGUAAAUUUUUGUUAUAGGGAUACAAGAAUUA
Molecule: messenger RNA, 865 nt
Organism: Stomoxys calcitrans (stable fly)
Lineage: Eukaryota; Metazoa; Arthropoda; Insecta; Diptera; Muscidae
Product: probable chitinase 10
Exons: 2
Coding region: 21-851 (276 amino acids)
Cellular component (GO): extracellular region
Molecular function (GO): chitin binding
Source: RefSeq, a predicted model, not a curated record